This is a messenger RNA of Ectocarpus siliculosus, 2175 nucleotides long. The record is from the annotation of a GenBank genome assembly. Lineage: Eukaryota; Phaeophyceae; Ectocarpales; Ectocarpaceae.
AUGUCGUUUCUGAAUGCUGCCAAAAACGUUGCAGCCGCCAGAACCAAGGCGGCAACCGCUACAGCGGUAAGGAGCUUCUCCAUGGCAUCCAAAGCCAGGGAGAAGAACAGCCGUCGAUUCUGGCCGGCCGAACGUUUCUCCGAACGCAGACACGACAUUCGCCGACCAGAAGUUCUGCCGUCAUCUACCUCCAAUCGUCGAACCGAGAACAUUAGAAGCACGCUCGUGCUACCGAGGAGGAAAGCGGCAGUUGCGGCGAAAUUCCUGCUUCUUCGGCGAGCAGGUGACGGUGACGGAGGGGCAAAUGAUGCCCGACGGCGCGACCGACGAGACAAGCUAUUGAGAGAAGCUAGUCGCCGCGGCAACGGAAGUUUAGUACCGGCGAGCCCCGCGAUUGAAUACGCCGGGAGGGAGGAGCGGAGCACGGAGAGAAAGAAGACGGCCGGCCAGAUGGCUGCCCUGUUGCGAGUGCUGGCGGCAACGAACCAAGCCGUUCCCGCCGUUGGCGCUUCUUCUCCAGCUCGUGUCACCAACAUGAGAAUGUUCGACAAGACGUUGCGGGGGUACGAAGAAGCCGGCAAGUGGAGGCACGCGCUAGGCCUUCUGAGCCGGAUGAUGAGCGACGAUUCGUCGGGCGUUCGCCCGGACUCGUCGACAUUCGGCAUGGUCGUGUCGGCUUGUGUCAAGGCGGGUCGAUGGCGCGAGGCGUCCAACGUCGUAUUGCGAGAGAUGUCAACGCAUGGGGUAACUCCCGACGCGAUCACCUACACCUCUGUCAUCGACGUGUGCGGAAAGUGGGGACGCUGGGAAGAAUCUUUUCGCCUGUUGGAUGAGAUGGCCAAGGCGGGGCUUACCCCUAGCGUGUCGACGUACAACAACGCCAUCACUCUGUGCGGUAGCCGUGGACGGUUUCAACUAGCUAUUGAUCUUUUGGAUCGGAUGUUGGCAACUGGUGUAUCCCCCAACGUGGCCAGCUACAACUCUGUCAUGACGGCUUGCGACCACAUGGGCCAGUGGAGACAGGUGCUGGGCCUCCUGAGAAGGAUGGAGGAGACAGGCGGUAUCCAACCCAGUGUCCGAAGCUUCAAUAUCGCCAUCAAGGCCGUGGGAGACAGCGGUGAUUGCGAAGCCGCUCUGGCUCUUUUUCGUGAGAUGUCGGCAACAGGGAUCGUCCCCAACAUGGACAGCUAUAGCACCGUCAUUAAGGCCUUCAACCAAGCAGGCCGGGUCGAUGGCACCGUCUCAGGGCUGCUAGAGGAGAUGUCGGAGUCGAUGAAAGUAAAUCCAGAGGCCGAUACGAUCGUGAUAGGCGACUCGACCAUUCACACAAGUCCAACAAGCGCUGGGAUGGAAAGACAGGCGGGCAAGAAGUGGAGGCAGACCGUUGCGCUGACUAGAGAGGUUGAAAGAUCGGCAUUGUCGGCCUCUCACAACGGAGCGACGGCUAGAUUGGGUCUUUCGGCAGCAGAAGAAGGCGGGAGCCAGACGAAAUCCGGGCCGUCUGGCGGCAAAGCAACAGAGCCAUCGAACCAUGAGAAUCAGGAGGAUUGCGCCGAGGGCGAGACUCAACACAUUCGGCAGCGAGCGCUGGUGCACUUGCAAAAUAUGUCUGGGACAGAAAUACCCCAGACCGCCGGCAGCUAUUCGCUCGCUAUUACGCAGUACGGGCACAGCGGGCAGUGGGAGAGUUCGUUGGCGCUGUUGAAGCAAAUGGCUUUGGCUGGAAUUCCGCCCAACAGGAAGUGCUACCAUUCCGCCAUCGCUGCCUGCGGGAUCUCCAAGAAGCACGAGGAAGCGCUGGAGCUCCUGAGGGAGAUGGAAAAGGCUGGUUUCACGCUCACCGACAAAAGCUACCGGUGCGCGAUCUCGGCGUGCGGGAACGCCGGUCGUUUUGAAGACUGCGUCUCUCUUCUGAGAGAGACUGCAGCCGCUGGGCUCCCUCCGAACCCGGGGACGUAUUCGCUGGUCAUCAUGGCGUGCGGUGACGCCGGCCAGUGGGAGAAAGCUUUGUCGCUCUUGAGGGAGGCAGAGGCGCUAGACAUCAUCGCGAACGGCACGUGCUACAACGCCGCGGUGAAAGCGUGCAAAGAUUGCAGCCAACCCGAGGAGGCAGCUGCCGUACUCGCGCGAUCGAAAAAGCACACAACCAGUGCAUGCCCGGUCGAGAGCAAGUAG